AUGGCAAUGCCUUUCAUUCCAAAAACUCGUGACACAGAGUUGUUGUCACCAGUUGUCAGCAAUGGUCAUGUCUCUACAAAAGAAGAUAAGUUGCAGAUAGAUAUUGAAGCGAUGCUUCCCAUCACUGAGGGCAAUGGCAAGCCACAGCCUAAAUUGGAUUCCAUUAUCUCUCACUAUGUCCAAAGUCUCAAACAGCUCAACUUACGCAACUUGGGUUACCCAUGUAAUCAAAAGUUCAACUAUGACAAAUUAGCACCAUUGCUUAAUUUUCAUUUGAACAAUGCUGGUGAUCCAUUUCAAGGGUCCAGUUUGUCCCUGAAUUCAACAUCGUUUGAAGUUUGCCUGCUCGAUUGGUUCGCAAAUCUAUGGGAGAUAGAGAAGAAUAAGUAUUGGGGAUACGUCACAACAGGUGGAACCGAAGGGAAUCUUCAUGGGAUUUUAGUAGGGAGAGAACAAUUUCCAGAUGGGAUUUUAUAUACCUCACAAGAUUCACAUUAUUCAAUCUUCAAAAUAGCAAGAAUGUAUCGAAUGCAAUGCGUGAAGGUUAGCUCUUCGGACUCCGGAGAGAUUAAUUGUGAUGAACUAAAGACGUUACUUCUUGCUCACAAGGACAAGCCAGCCAUCAUCAAUCUGAACAUAGGGACAACUAUGAAAGGAGGAGUUGAUGACCUUGAUCUUGUAAUAGAAGUACUCAAGGAAUGUGGUUUUGCUCAUGACCGAUUCUAUAUUCAUUGUGAUGGAGCUUUAUUCGGAAUGAUGUUGCCUUUUAUCAAAGAAGCACCAAAGAUUACCUUCAAGAAACCCAUUGGAAGUAUAGCCAUUUCUGGGCACAAGUUUUUGGGAUGUCCAAUCCCUUGUGGUAUUGUAAUAACUCGUUCACAAUACAUGAACGCAUUAUCUAGAGACGUUGAAUAUAUUGCUUCAAGAGAUGUUACGAUCACGGGUAGUCGUUCUGGGCAUGCUCCCAUAUUUCUUUGGUAUGCCAUCAAAAGAAAAGGUUUCGUGGGGCUUCAAAACGAAGUGCAAAAUUGCAUAAUGAAUGCAUGCCAUUUACAACAUCGAUUACGUGAUGCUGGAAUUGGUGCCAUGUUAAACAAGUUUAGCAACAUUGUUGUCUUUGAAAGGCCUCUGGACGAAGACUUUAUCCGUAAGUGGAGUUUGGCAUGCAUGGGAAACAUUGCUCAUGUAGUAGUCAUGCAGCAUGUUACCACUGAAAUUUUGGAUUCCUUUGUUUCUGAAUUUCUUCAAAAACGAUCCAUUUGGUUCCAAGAUGGACGAUUUCUACCUCUGUGCAUUGCAGAUGACGUUGGUUCUAGACAUUGUGCUUGUUCAAGACACAAUUCAAUGUCAUGA
Sphenostylis stenocarpa is the source of this 1353-nucleotide messenger RNA. NCBI's taxonomy places the organism in Eukaryota, Viridiplantae, Streptophyta, Magnoliopsida, Fabales, Fabaceae. The record is from the annotation of a GenBank genome assembly.